Molecule: messenger RNA, 6190 nt
Organism: Oncorhynchus gorbuscha (pink salmon)
Lineage: Eukaryota; Metazoa; Chordata; Actinopteri; Salmoniformes; Salmonidae
Product: Wilms tumor protein 1-interacting protein homolog
Exons: 8
Coding region: 514-2667 (717 amino acids)
Biological process (GO): cytoskeleton organization; regulation of DNA-templated transcription; positive regulation of miRNA-mediated gene silencing
Cellular component (GO): P-body; adherens junction; transcription regulator complex
Molecular function (GO): transcription corepressor activity
Source: RefSeq, a predicted model, not a curated record
CGGAGUGCACCCCGUCCACUUCCUCGCAUUCCUUCUCCAAAAACGAGUCCCCUGCGCUAAAUUGUGUUUAAAAUGGGUUUUGGCGCACUCUGUCUCUUUUAAUAUGUAAGAUGUGGCUGUUAGUGGUGCAUUGCAAUAUUUUCUCGACCUCAAAUUUAAAUGUGAGGCUCUUUUGGAAAACUGGAGAAAAACUUGACAAGGGAAAAUUCCUCCGCGCAGCGCGCCAUUGACUGUAAAGAUCUUUCAAUUUAACACAAACUGAAGUUGACAAAUGUAUCCUGACGUUGAAACUUUGUGAUACGGGUUUAUGUUUUCGAAGAAAAAGAUCAUGCAACGCUUCGAGAUUUCCAAGCACACUGGCUGUUCAGCAAACAGGCGACGAUGCCUGGAUUGAGCCUGCGUUUUGUUAUGAUUUCCAAGUGAAAUGCAAUUACUGCUAUCUCUCACUCCGUAGUCGGUUUGUGGACUAGUGCGCUCUUUCUCUGAACUUGUUCGUCGGCUCCGGAGCAAACCAUGGAUCACUAUGAGGAAGAUUUGGGACUCCGGGCGAGUAAAUUAAUGGAGGACCUUUCCUUAUAUGAAGCAUACAAGGAUGGAAUGUACAGUUCAAGGAGAGACAUGGUUAUCAACCCCGAUUUGGAUUUUUCGUCACCAACGAUACCCGAGCAGAAAAGUACGACAAUGAAUGGCAACUCUGUGCCUCAGCAACAGACACACACCGUUGAGAAUUACAUGACUGGGAAUAAAGUGUACACUGCGGCUCCCGUGCGCCCCGUGAAUGGCAACAGAGCCGUUCCUGUGGAUUAUUGCACCCCUCAAAGAGACACAGUUUAUCCUAAUGAAGAUAGCUAUUGCACCAAAUCCGAAAUUGCUUUGCCGUGUUAUAGCGGCGCGUCCGAGCGACACAGGAGGUACUCCUUGGAGGUGCUGGGGCAUAGGUACAGCACUGGUAGCGCGUACGAUGGAGUGGUUUUGAACAAGCCAGUACCUUCACCUGGCAACAGAUGCAACAGUAUAUGUGUUACCACCAACCACGACGGCAGAUACAAUGCAACCAGCCCGCGGUCCAGUUUCGUAUCCUCCCUCUCCUCCCAGGAGCAAAGCAAACAUGCAAGCCCGAGGUCGAGCAUCAGUAGCCCGCGCACGAGUCUGGUGGUACCCGGGCAAGACAAGUACACUAGUCCCAGGUCCAGUCUGGUACACUGUGAAGGGAGCAGUGCCCUCAGCCCCCGGUCUAGCUAUGCAAGUACAGCCAGCGACACAAGUAAACAUUCCAGCCCAAGGGCCAGUCUGAACAGCUAUGACUGCUGCAGUAAGCCCAGCAGUAACCGCACCAGCGGCAUCAGUAUGGGCUACGACCAAAGGCACAUCAGCCCCAGGUCCAGCACAGCGAGCCAGUAUUCUUGUACCACCAGUCCACGCUCUAGCUAUUCAGAUUCGCGUUACAUGCCUGUGGAGAACCAUGAUCUGGAGGGUGCAGUUUUGCAUGACAUGCCGGUGGCCAGUCCCCGGUCAAGCAUCUGCAGCCAGGACGGGUGUGCAAGACCCGGGACAAUAGCGAACUGCGUCGUUAGUCCCCGGUCCAGUAUCUCCAGUCACAGUUCCAGAAGUUCCCGGAGCUCCAGGGGAUCUAUGAGCACCUACCCAGAUCUCCCACUGCCUUCACCCAGGUCCUCAAUGUUGGGGACUGGUUUGCAGGAGGACAUACUAACACAAGAUUGUGGCGAUACCAACGGUGUUCAUAGUCGUAUCCAUUUCCAAGCGCUCUCUGGGAUGCCAGAGGCCAUGCCACAGCAUGCACCACAACAGUCAACCCAGGCAGGGAUGAACACAGAGGUGUCCGCUGGAUCACCAUCUUCUUCUUACGGGCUCCAUAGGAAAACUCCAGCCUCAGGGCAGAGGUUUAAACUACCUUACCAGGUGACCCCAUGCCGGGAAAGUGGCCCAAGCCAAGCAGAAAGGAGUCUGGAAGCACUCACCUUGGAGCUGGAGAAGGAGUUAGAAAUGCACAUGAAAAAAGAAUACUUUGGUAUCUGUAUCAAGUGUGGGAAAGGUGUGUAUGGAGCCAGCCAAGCCUGUCAGGCCAUGGGGAAUCUGUACCAUACCAACUGCUUCACCUGUUGCUCCUGUGGGAGGAGGCUGAGAGGGAAAGCUUUCUACAACGUCAACGGCAAGGUCUACUGUGAAGAGGACUUCCUGUACUCUGGCUUUCAGCAGACGGCAGAGAAGUGCUUUGUAUGUGGUCACCUCAUCAUGGAAAUGAUCCUGCAGGCACUGGGCAAGUCCUACCACCCUGGCUGCUUCCGCUGUGUGGUCUGCACAGAGGGUCUGGAUGGAGUACCUUUCACUGUGGACGUGGAGAACAACAUCUACUGUGUUAAAGACUACCACACGGUCUUUGCCCCAAAAUGUGCAUCAUGCAACCAGCCCAUCCUCCCUGCUCAGGGCUCUGAGGAGACCAUCCGGGUGGUGUCCAUGGACAAGGACUACCAUGUGGAGUGCUAUCACUGUGAGGACUGUGGCCUCCAGCUAAACGACGAGGAGGGUCACCGCUGUUACCCCCUGGAUUGCCACCUGCUCUGUCACGGCUGCCACAUCCGCAGGCUCAAGGUCCCAGUGCCCGGCCACCAGCCACCCAGCUACCCACUACACGUCACUGAGCUGUGAGAGGGCAGGGUCAGCGAGGAACCAACUCCAGCCAAGCCCAACCCACCGCUGACCCGCCUCCCAGGUGACCUGAGACAACAUAGCAGAAAGAAGAAGGAAUCCCCCGCCCACGGAAUCCCGGCAACUUCAGAACCUCUUCUUGCAUGACAGAACAGAACAGAGAGACCCUGGGAGACUUCGCUCUCUACUUGCCGGCCGUGCCCUGGGGAGAGGAGAUAGAUACAGGGCCAUGGACAAGUCAUGGACAAGACAAAUCCGUUUUUUUCUCCCUCCUUUCUCCUUUUGGUCUGUAAACAGUGAAGCAGGCCGAGGCCCCAGCCCACCCAGAGGCCCUGGCCGAUGUCAGCACCGUGACCCCUGCACAUUCAUCACAGAGGGGACUGGCAUGGAUGGACGGAGGGGCCACUCGCUCUCUAUCUCCAUCGCUCUCUUUUUUCCUCCCUUUCUGUUUUCUUCAUUCCUUCGAGCUGAAGCCCAAUGCCAUGAUGCAUUUACUGCUCCUCUGUCAGAGAGAGAGAGAGAGCUGGACAGCGUCUCUGCCAGGAGGCUGGGAGGCCAUGAAACAGGCCGCUACAUAACAUUCCAGCACUGUCUGGCAGGGUUAGAGGGUUGGACAUGCUGUGCCUUCAGAGUGGCCUUCCACUGAGAAACCUCACCGAAUGGUGACAGUGCCACAGUCCAGCUUUCUACGGCUCCUUUUGGCUAUGCAAGGGUACCGAGUCUACCAGCAACAGAUUGCCUUCGUGUGACUCUGUGACACAGUCUCCUAUACCAUCCCUUCAUGUGACUCUGUGACACAGUCUCCUAUACCAUCCCUUCAUGUGACUCUGUGACACAGUCUCCUGUACCAUCCCUUCAUGUGACACAGUCUCCUAUACCAUCCCUUCAUGUGACACAGUCUCCUAUACCAUCCCUUCAUGUGACACAGUCUCCUAUACCAUUCCUUCAUGUGACACAGUCUCCUGUACCAUCCCUUCAUGUGACUCUGUGACACAGUCUCCUGUACCAUCCCUUCAUGUGACUCUAUGACACACUCCUGUACCAUCCCUUCAUGUGACUCUGUGACACACUCUCCUGUACCAUCCCUUCAUGUGACACAGUCUCCUAUACCAUCCCUUCAUGUGACUCUGUGACACAGUCUCCUGUACCAUCCCUUCAUGUGACUCUGUGACACACCCUCCUGUACCAUCCCUUCAUGUGACACAGUCUCCUAUACCAUCCCUUCAUGUGACACACCCUCCUGUACCAUCCCUUCAUGUGACACAGUCUCCUGUACCAUCCCUUCAUGUGACACACCCUCCUAUACCAUCCCUUCAUGUGACACACCCUCCUGUACCACCCCUUCAUGUGACACAGUCUCUUAUACCAUCCCUUCAUGUGACACACCCUCCUGUACCAUCCCUUCAUGUGACACACUCUCCUGUACCAUCCCUUCAUGUGACUCUGUGACACAGUCUCCUGUACCAUCCCUUCAUGUGACUCUGUGACACAGUCUCCUAUACCAUCCCUUCAUGUGACACACUCUCCUGUACCAUCCCUUCAUGUGACUCUGUGACACAGUCUCCUAUACCAUCCCUUCAUGUGACACAGUCUCCUAUACCAUCCCUUCAUGUGACACAGUCUCCUGUACCAUCCCUUCAUGUGACACACCCUCCUGUACCAUCCCUUCAUGUGACACAGUCUCCUAUACCAUCCCUUCAUGUGACACAGUCUCCUGUACCAUCCCUUCAUGUGACUCUGUGACACCCUCCUGUACCAUCCCUUCAUGUGACUCUGUGACACACUCUCCUGUACCAUCCCUUCAUGUGACUCUGUGACACACUCUCCUAUACCAUCCCUUCAUGUGACUCUGUGACACAGUCUCCUAUACCAUCCCUUCAUGUGACACAGUCUCCUGUACCAUCCCUUCAUGUGACUCUGUGACACACCCUCCUGUACCAUCCCUUCAUGUGACUCUGUGACACACCCUCCUGUACCAUCCCUUCAUGUGACUCUGUGACACACCCUCCUGUACCAUCCCUUCAUGUGACUCUGUGACACAGUCUCCUAUACCAUCCCUUCAUGUGACUCUGUGACACAGUCUCCUAUACCAUCCCUUCAUGUGACUCUGUGACACACUCUCCUAUACCAUCCCUUCAUGUGACACAGUCUCCUGUACCAUCCCUUCAUGUGACUCUGUGACACAGUCUCCUGUACCAUCCCUUCAUGUGACACAGUCUCCUGUACCAUCCCUUCAUGUGACUCUGUGACACAGUCUCCUAUACCAUCCCUUCAUGUGACACAGUCUCCUGUACCAUCCCUUCAUGUUACUCUGUGACACACUCUCCUAUACCAUCCCUUCAUGUGACACAGUCUCCUAUACCAUCCCUUCAUGUGACACAGUCUCCUAUACCAUCCCUUCAUGUGACUCUGUGACACACUCUCCUAUACCAUCCCUUCAUGUGACACACCCUCCUGUACCAUCCCUUCAUGUGACUCUGUGACACAGUCUCCUAUACCAUCCCUUCAUGUGACACAGUCUCCUGUACCAUCCCUUCAUGUGACUCUGUGACACAGUCUCCUGUACCAUCCCUUCAUGUGACACAGUCUCCUGUACCAUCCCUUCAUGUGACUCUGUGACACAGUCUCCUAUACCAUCCCUUCAUGUGACACAGUCUCCUGUACCAUCCCUUCAUGUGACUCUGUGACACACCCUCCUGUACCAUCCCUUCAUGUGACUCUGUGACACACUCUCCUGUACCAUCCCUUCAUGUGACUCUGUGACACACUCUCCUAUACCAUCCCUUCAUGUGACUCUGUGACUCAUGCUCCAGUGCUCCUUGGCAUAGUGGAUGUUCGUGGCAUGACAUGCGCUGUCAGUAGCCACAGCGCUAGCCUGGGCUGGCACUCAUUCCACUUAGCAGUCUUAGAAGACGUGACCUCGAGAGAUUCACAAGCAGUGUCUCAACGAUUAUAUAACAAGAUAAAAAGUUAGAAGCACGUAGAUUGCCUAUAUAUUUUGCAGACAUUUUCCACAUAAGAUUCUAGAAGUGUAGUGUAUUUUCUUGCUGCGUUAUUAUUAUCAAAUGAAAUCGGAGGCCAAACGAGCUGUCGCCGUCUUAACGGUCCUCUGAAGGGUAUUGGUCCGUUGUUUAAUUUCUCCUCAAGGACACAUGUCCUAGAGGCCUCUGUGUUGUCGUUGGUCAUGCCAUCCACAGACCUGUUAACAUGUACAGUUCCACACACUGGUUAUUUGACCCAUAUGGUAGCACUGAGUAAGUGAGUGUCUGACCAUCGAGAGUCCCCACAUAUCCUCCUCAUGCAUACAUUACUGUGUCAUACCUACUGGUUGAUCUGAUUGUCUGGUUGGUUGUGGGAGUUGCUGGUCCAACCCAUGUCUCUGGGGAAUCCAUCCCCAGUGUUUUCCCUCGCUGGUUGUGCCGUUGUGUGUGUGUGUGUGUGUGUGUGUGUGUGUGUGUGUGUGUGUGUGUGUGUGUGUGUGUGUGUGUGUGUGUGUGUGUGUGUGUGUGUGUGUGUGUGUGUG